Messenger RNA from Jatropha curcas, 609 nucleotides. RefSeq lists its product as uncharacterized. The record is from RefSeq and is marked predicted. Gene Ontology annotation, cellular component: mitochondrion. Lineage: Eukaryota; Viridiplantae; Streptophyta; Magnoliopsida; Malpighiales; Euphorbiaceae.
GGUGCUCAGUGGCCACCAAAAAUGGAGUUCGCGAACAGAUUGGUCGCCGCAGCAACGAAAGCCGCCAACAAUAACACAGUGAUAAACGUAUGCCUCGUAGGAGCCUUUACAGCGUUAUGCGUGCGAUCCGUGAACCACCAAAAGGACAUUGAAGCUCUGGAGGCGGAGAAGGAGUCUUUAAUAAAAUCAAAUAAAGCCUUGAGAAAGACCAUGUGGGAUUGGAAACAGGAGCUUUUUGCUGAAGCCCACUCCGAUUCUGCCUUGGUGCCUCUCGCCAGACUCAAGGCCAUCUAUGGCGAGGCACCAUCGCACCCAACUGGAGAUGCUGGGAAGGAAGAUGCAAAAUUACCAGCAUCUAAACUUGUAAUCUAAAGGUUUUCAUCAUGAAUUAUUCACUUUAUCUAGCAUGCAGAUUAUAAUGUAGCAGUGGCAACAGUUUUUAUUUUAUUCUCUCACUUCUGCUGAUAAAGUAUGAAUUGAUUUUGGCCUUUUUGGCAUUUUGGGUAUGAUCAAAGCAAUAAUUUUCCCUCUAAAGAAAAAAGAACAAAGAAAAAAGAAAAAAGAAAAAAAAAAGAAAAAGACCGGUUUUCUAUUUCUAAGGAAGGGAAU